GUUACCAUGGCGAUGACGUCUUCCGUUUUCCGGUGAGGCGACAGGGCGUCCCAUUCCUGACGAUCGUAUUUAUACCCUCCCCCUUCAAUAAUAGGUGCCCUCCACAGCUGCGAGUGUGACUUCUUUUGGAGUGACACUCGGUAGUGGAGGGGGAGUGUGUAGGGGGCGGUUUGGGAUUCAGCCUAAAUGACAAAGUUAAUGGAAGAAUUUUAACUCCAGGAUUAAAAAACUGGCCAUAAAAAGGAUUUGUAGGAAGGCAUUUCCAGACAGUGCCAGAGUACGCAGCCUUCUUGGAGUCCCGGGCUGAUGUUCUGGAAAGGGUGUUGCCAGAGGACUCCAUAGUUCUUCUAGGUGACUUCAACGCUGGGCAAUGAUAGAAAAACAUGAUUGGGAGGAGCGACCUGCUCAAUCUGACCGUUAUGGAAACAUCAUGCGUGUUGAAACUUCUGGAGCUUCAUGGGCAACAGCUCAGCAGGACGGGCCAAGCGAGUCAGGUGUGAGAGCAUCACACAAGAUGGCACAGACCGAUUCUGACAGAAUGGAGAAAUACAGAUCAAAAAUCAAUGCAGUGGGAAGAAAGAAAGGUGUUGACCCAGCUCUCAUUGCUGCCAUCAUCUCCAGAGAGUCCAGGGCUGGAAAUGCGCUUCACAACGGCUGGGGAGAUCAUGGCAACGCCUGGGGACUGAUGCAGGUUGACGUCAAUCCAAAUGGAGGUGGACACACCGCUCGAGGUGCCUGGGACAGUGAGGAACAUCUCUCCCAAGCCACCGGCAUCCUGACUGAUUUUAUUGGUCUGAUCCAAAAAAAGUUUCCCAGCUGGACCAGUGAGCAGCAGCUGAAAGGGGGGAUAGCAGCCUACAACAUGGGGGAUAGAAACGUCCACUCCUAUGAGAACGUGGAUGGGGCCACAACAGGAGGAGACUACUCCAAUGAUGUUGUUGCCAGAGCUCAGUGGUACAAAACUUAUGGUGGCUUUUAACAGCUGAAACUGCCAGACAUGUCUGAGAAGUCAUGAAAGAAAUGUCUAUAUAAUGUGUCGACCUGAAUAAACAUAAUGCAACUCAAA
Molecule: messenger RNA, 1066 nt
Organism: Acanthochromis polyacanthus (spiny chromis)
Lineage: Eukaryota; Metazoa; Chordata; Actinopteri; Pomacentridae
Product: lysozyme g-like
Exons: 6
Coding region: 371-979 (202 amino acids)
Biological process (GO): peptidoglycan catabolic process
Molecular function (GO): lysozyme activity
Source: RefSeq, a predicted model, not a curated record